Molecule: messenger RNA, 2183 nt
Organism: Hyposmocoma kahamanoa
Lineage: Eukaryota; Metazoa; Arthropoda; Insecta; Lepidoptera; Cosmopterigidae
Exons: 8
Coding region: 1039-1521 (160 amino acids)
Biological process (GO): sensory perception of smell
Molecular function (GO): odorant binding
Source: RefSeq, a predicted model, not a curated record
UUUCAUUCAUUGUCUCGACAUGCCGGCAUAAUGUCCACCGAGUAAAACGGGAUUUUUUCCUAUUCGUGUAGUACUGCGUUGUUUGUGUAUUGUUUUUAUUCGAUAUUAACCUUUGUGAUAAUGCUGUGGUUUGCACACCCUAUUAGCAUCAAUAGCUAUUAUGAAUUCCGUCAAUUUGAACGCACCUUAUUUGGAGAUACCUAAAUAUUAAAACGGAAUAUUGCCUUUUUAAGAACAUCAGCAACGCGAUGGGGAUAAUAUUCACUGCAUUUCUAGCAAUAGUUAUGGCUCCAUGCGUUAUUCAAAGGAUAUGUACUGCAAAACCUAACCAUCCACCAUCCAGCGUCUGCAUACAUCGUUUGGACCAAAGGAAAUUUUGCGUUUAAUGAUCGUAUUGUUGAAAUAACAAUUAAAUAAUAAAUCUUCAGUUGUGCUUCGUAUAUAGAAAAGCAAUAAUAAAUGACAAUCUAGUUAUAGGAACCUAAAUAUAAAUACUCUUACAUGUUAAUAUUGAGGUAUAAUGAUUUUGAUGAAAAAUUAACAACUAAACAUUUGACUUCUGCAUUUUUAACAAUUGCUGUCCGAAUCUAAAUAAAACUACUCAAACGUUGCUGAACUGUUGACAAAUGUUAUGGAUCUGUCAAAUUUUAGGUGUUUCAUAACUCCUGUUAAUGCUACAUUAAUACUUGAAAAGAUAUCAAUAAAUUUUAGAUCAGAUUUUAUUAUAGUAAUGUUUUUAUUAAGUAAACUCCGGAGGUUCCUUGGAAUAAAAUUAAUUAAGUAGGAAUAUGCUAAGUAUGUAAAAAUAGUCAAUGGCUUUAUGAAUUAAAAAGAAAUUGGCGAUUAAAAUAUCAAAAGCUAGCGAGUUGUAAAGAAUCGCCAGUGUAUCGUGGUAGGUGGGCGUGACUCAAGCUAGGAUGCGCCCGCUAAUAAAUCACAGAUCUCACCGGAGCGCACGCGAUUGGAGGUGCUGCAUCGGCUGCAAGUGGUUGCGUUGUUGCUGCUCUUGUUCUUACGCGACAGACUAAUAAAAUAUUAAUGAUGACUUGGUUGUUAGCCUUCGUGAUGCUCGGCGCUUUUGGAGGAGUUUAUCAGACUACAACAGGAUGCAAGAACUGCAUCGCAAUGGGAAAGGAGGAAAAGGCUAUGUUCCGUGCCCACUCGGACGCAUGCUUAACGCACUCCGGAGUUGAUCUCAAGCUUGUAGAGUUACUCCUGAAUGGAGAACUUGUUGAUGAUCAAGCGCUCAAAAGCCAUGUCUACUGCGUCCUUCUUAAAUGCAAAAUGAUCAGCAAAGACGGAAAACUCCAGAAAGCGGCAAUACUGGGCAAAAUGGCUAACAGAGCAGACGGAAAGAAUGAUACCAAGGCAUUGGAGAGCUGCGCCAACCAGUCCGGAGACACUCCUGAGGACAUGGCGUGGAAUCUGUUCCGGUGCGGUUAUGACAAAAAAGCUUUACUCUUCAACUACAUGCCCACCGUUAGUGAUGGCAAGGGCGACUCGGAGAACACGUCCAAUUAAUCAUUAAUGUUAUUCAGCCUAUUCAUUAAAAUAUAGCGAAAAGAUAAAAAUUCAACCUGUUAAAGUCGGAUUUACAUUUGUGUCUGUCAUUGUAGAAGUGGUGUAAGUCCAUAUUUAAAAAAACAUAUAAUGGUAUCACAUUUCAUCAUAUCCUGCAUUAUAAACAAAUUAUUAUACCUUCGAUUUGUUUAACAAUGAAAAAUUUAAAACACUGAAUGAACACUUGCAUUUUUUUCCUACUCAUUAAUUUGCAAAAAGAUCGUUGUUUAAAAAUUUUAUUACAAAGAGAUAAUUUACUUUUACAAUGAACGACACAUCGUGACGCGUCACAACGAUGUCGGUUCCAAACACACAACACAAGCCGUCUUACGGCACACUAAUAUAAAUCUAACCAUAUUAAAUGUAUGAAACCGAUACCGUUCUGAAAUGUCAAGACACGACACGUCAGACAAAUGUAAAUCCGGCUUAGCUAAAAUUCGCAAACCCACCUAGCACACAAAAUAUGUAACACCAUUUCUCACUAAUAACUGGUAACCAAUAAAAUAUCGUGGUAUCAUUUUCGUGUGAAUUACAUUGUUAAAUCUCUGCUAAUAACGAAUAAAUACGUCGUUGCGGCGACAUGAAUACACUAUUUUACUCACAUCAAUAAAAUUGUUUUUCUU